CCUCCAUCCCUUUGAUGCCAAAUUUCACUACUAGUCUAAUUCCUUCAUCAUCAUCAUCAUCAUCCCCAGUCUUCACCAGUUUCCUAUCUUUUUCCACCGUCAGCGAGUAGAGGCGACCUCUCGGCUUGUUUGAACCUAUCCGGCUCUUUGAAAUUAGUUUGUGAGAGUCAAGGAUAGAGUGUGGCGCUUUAAGAGGCAGAAUCUGAGCAUUGCUUGAAUGGUCUAAAGUGAAACGCCUAGGUAGUUAUUGUGAUUCACUAAGUUACCCAAGAAGUUCCUCCCGUUCUCCUUUGACUUCCUAUUGUGAUCAUAUAUGGGCUGAAUGCACAUUUCAUGGGAGGUGUAGAGGAUGAUGAACCACCCUCAAAACGCAUGAAAGCAUCUACUAGAAAACUAAAAGGUCUUUCAAACGGCUUGUCUUUCAAAGAACCUGCAAGUUGCUCAUCGAUGGCUCGACCCCUUGCUUCUCAAGGGGACACUGAAGUUAUUGGUUCCAAAGGAGUUAAAAAAGUAGAGUUUGUUCGAAUUAUAGCCGAUGCAUUAUAUUCUCUAGGGUAUAGUAAAACUGGAGCUUGUCUUGAAGAAGAGUCAGGAAUACCUUUUCACUCAUCUGCUGUUAGUAACUUCAUCCAACAAGUCCUUGAUGGAAAUUGGGAUGGAAGUUUAGCUUCUUUACAUAAAAUUGGUUUAGUGGAUGAAUCUAUAAUUAAGUCGGCAUCCUUUAUAAUACUACAACAGAAAUUCUUUGAACUUUUGGAUAGUGAAAAGCUAAUGGAAGCUUUGAAAACACUGAGGACUGAGAUUUCGCCUCUUUCAAUUAACAGCAAUAGAGUUCGUGAGCUUUCUUCCUUUAUUUUGUCUCCUACAUACAAGAUUAAUGAUGGAAUGUCUGAUCAGCGAAAGGUCAAACCAAAGCCUCGUUCAGAGCUACUUGAGGAAUUGCAAAAAUUGUUUCCUCCAACUGUCAUGAUACCUGAUAGAAGAUUGCUACAUUUAGUAGAACAAGCUCUUGACUUGCAACGGGAAGCUUGUUUGUUUCAUAAUGCUUCGGUUGGGGAAAUGUCAUUGUUCACCGAUCAUCAUUGUGGAAGAGAUCAGAUUCCUUCACAAACAGUUCAGAUCUUACAAGACCACCAUGAUGAAGUCUGGUACUUACAAUUUUCUCACAAUGGCAAAUACUUAGCGUCAUCGUCAAGUGAUAAUUCAGCAAUUAUUUGGGAGGUUGGUUUGGAUGGUAAAGUCACAUUAAAACAUAGAUUAAUUGGCCACCAAAAAUCAGUUUCUAGCAUUUCAUGGAGCCCAGGUGAUGAUCAGAUCCUCACAUGUGGUGUAGAGGAAGUUGUCAGGCGUUGGGAUGUUAACUCUGGUGAAUGCCUUCAUGUUUAUGAAAAGGGCCUUCUUGGUUUAGUCUCAUGUAGUUGGUCUCCAGAUGGUAAAUGUGUGUUUUCGGGGUUGACUGAUAAAAGCAUAAUAAUGUGGGAUUUGGAUGGAAAAGAGAUAGAAUGUUUAAAGGGUCAAAAAACUAUUAAAAAUUCUGACUUGCAAAUAACAAGUGAUGGGAAGUUGAUAAUUACCGGUUGUAAGGAAACCAUGAUACUGCUGAUUGACAGAGAAUCAAGAACUGAAAGAUGCAUAGAGGAAGAACAGAUGAUAGUUUCAUUUACAUUAUCUAGGGACAACAAGUACCUGUUGGUUAGUCUCUCGAAUGAAGAAUUACAUCUUUGGAGUAUCCAGGGCCAUAUUCGUCUUGUUGCAAAGUAUAAAGGUCAUAGACGGUCUCGUUUUAUCGUUAGGGCUUGCUUUGGUGGACUUGAGCAAGCAUUUAUUGCUAGUGGCAGUGAAGAUUCUCAGGUUUAUAUAUGGCACAGAGGAUCAGGGGAGCUAAUCGAGACACUGGAAGGUCAUUCUGGGGCUGUAAACUGUAUCAGCUGGAAUCCAGCAAAUCCACAUAUGUUGGCCUCAGGAAGUGAUGAUCGUUCAAUACGCAUAUGGGGACUAAAACAGUUACAUUCAAAACGGAAAGGUAAAGAAAAAUUGCCAACAGACAAUGGGAAUCACUACUGCAAUGGAAAUACAAUUUGAACAACUUGUUUUCUGUGUAAAUACUUGACUUCCUUACUCACCGCUGGAUAUUCGUAAUUGUAAUUUGAACCUCAAAUCCAUCUUUAUCAUCCUAAUAAAUGUUCUCUACUGCUUUUGUGUGUGCUAA
Erigeron canadensis is the source of this 2209-nucleotide messenger RNA. RefSeq names its product WD repeat-containing protein 26 homolog. Lineage: Eukaryota; Viridiplantae; Streptophyta; Magnoliopsida; Asterales; Asteraceae. Gene Ontology annotation, molecular function: protein binding. Bases 334 to 2082 code for a protein of 582 amino acids. The record is from RefSeq and is a predicted model, not a curated record. The transcript has 6 exons.